AUGCUUUUUACAAUCAUUUUAAUAUUUGUAUCUUUUAUAUCAUAUAAAAUUUAUCAAAAAUUGAGAGUACCCGAAGGACUUAAAAAUGUACCAACAUUAAGCUUCUUGGAACUUGUUUUAUUUAUGUUGUCUAAGGAUGGUCCUGACAAACGUUGGGAAAAUACACGUAAAGUUUGCGAGAAGGAAGGAAUUGGAAAACUUUGGUUCAACGGAGAAUGGCAUAUCGUUACAACCAAUUUGGAACUUAUAAAGGAUUUAAUGGCGAAAACAGAUUUGUAUCCUAAAUCAUCGCUCGAAGAAUCAAGUCCUGGAUCUUUAGCGGCUCAAUACUAUGGUACAAACUUAGUUUGGAAACGCCAUCGCCGUAUUACAAACCCUGCUUUUAAAAGUCUACCCAUGCACGUGUUUGAUGACUCUGCUGUGAAAUUGCUGAAAGUCAUCGAAAAAGUUGAUAAUGAGCCCAUAGAAGUCAAUGGUCUUAUGCAUAGGCUGACUUUAGACGUUCUUGGACGAGCUGCUUUUGGAUUUGAUUUUAAUAAUCUUGAAGAUCCAACAAACAUUUAUGUUACUACUUAUCAUGAAGUGACAGCAGAAUGUGAUAAUCCAAUAUAUUUUCUUUUCCCGUUCAUUGAAUAUCUCCCAUAUUUUGACCGUACUGAAGCGCGUAAAAAAGUCGCAAAGCUUAAUGAUUUAUUUAAUAGAAUUAUUGAAACGAAACGGGAAUCAAUGAAAACGGGAGAAUUGAGUAAAAAAAUAGAAAAUAAUUCCGCUGACUUGUUAGAAUGUAUGAUAAACGCUUCUAACGAUCCAAAAAAUUACAUGUCAGAUGAAGAAAUGCGACAUAAUCUUGCGAUAUUUAUGUUGGCCGGUCAUGAUACGACUGCAACUGCUUUAUCAACCAUCUUAUAUGUCUUAGCCAGCAAAAAGGAUUUGCAAAGAAAAGUUCGUGAUGAAAUAUUACACGUUCUUGGAGAUAAUUUAACACCAACCAUAGAACAACAAAGAGAAUUAAAAUAUAUGACCAUGGUUAUAAAUGAAAACUUGAGAUUAUAUCCUCCAGUUCAUCAAUUGCCACGAAGAGAAAAUGCAGAGAUUAUUAAAUUUCGGAAUCAUGUAUUUUUGCCCAAAACACCCAUAUUCAUAAAUAUUUAUGGAAUCCAUCAUUCACCAGGAAAUUGGAAGGAUCCUGAAGAAUUUAUUCCUGAAAGAUUUGAGAACGAGCAUGAAAAACGCGAUCAUCAUACUUGGUUAACUUUUGGUGGUGGUACCAGAUCAUGUAUUGGUACUAAUUUUUCACUUAUUGAACAAAGAGUGAUGUUGUGUGCUUUAUUAAGAAAAUAUGAGAUAUCUUUACCAGCAGAUAGUAUUCAUAAAGAUAAAUUACAUCUUAGACGUGCUAAUGGUUCAAUAACGGGACUACAUCCAAUCGAUUUAAUAUUUAAAAGGACAGAAUAA
This is a messenger RNA of Funneliformis mosseae, 1455 nucleotides long. NCBI's taxonomy places the organism in Eukaryota, Fungi, Glomeromycota, Glomeromycetes, Glomerales, Glomeraceae. The record is from the annotation of a GenBank genome assembly.